Messenger RNA from Microsporum canis CBS 113480, 1683 nucleotides. RefSeq names its product WD domain-containing protein. The record is from RefSeq and is a predicted model, not a curated record. The coding region runs from base 1 to 1683 and encodes 560 amino acids. Gene Ontology annotation, molecular function: protein binding. The transcript is spliced from 2 exons. NCBI's taxonomy places the organism in Eukaryota, Fungi, Ascomycota, Eurotiomycetes, Onygenales, Arthrodermataceae.
AUGCUAAAACGUAGCCUACACGAGGAUUCACCGGACGAGCGGCCAUCCAAACGAACACGACAGCCAGAUCGCCUUUCCUCGCUCAGUGAUGAACUGCUCCUCCAUGUUCUGAGCUUUCUUCCUAUCCCAUCUCUAAUAACUUGUCAGAGGUUCGCCGCGCUCGCAGGAGACUCGGAAUUAUGGAAGCGCAAAUACUAUUCCCGCUGGGUAUGGCCGAGGGCCAGGCGGAUACGGCAGGUCAGACAGGGAACCACCGUUAAGGGGCCGCUCGAAUACUCACCCCGUGUAUCGAGCUGGUUUAGCCACGGCCCGUUGACACAAGUAGGCGAUGACAGGAAUUGGAAGGGCCAGUAUCGACUUCAGCAUAAUUGGUCCAGAGGCUCAUGUCGUGUUACUGAGGUAGAAGUGGCCCAGCAUCUGCUCACGCCUGUGGUUGUGAAGUUGGAGCAUGGGGUUGUUUUCACAGCGGACAUGGAAAAUGGACUACGAGCUUGGUCGAUUAAAGAUACAAAAACGUGUCUUGCAACCGUAUCGUUUACGGAUGUAGGGGUUGGGGGUCACGGUUGUCCCGGAGUGCCUACCGCGAUUGAAGUGACUACAACUGAGCGGAACCAAGGUAGUUUUGACGUUACAGUCGGUUUUGGAAACGGCGGCAUAGCCGUUUAUUCCUUUUCCUCCUGUCCUAACGGAGAGUCAUUUGAACUCCAGCUCUGGCGUGUGGAUUUGGCAGACUCGGCCGUAACAGCCCUGGCAUCUCAUAAGGACUUCCUACUUAUCCUAUCAGAGGAUAAGGUCCUUUACCUCUAUCAGCUAUGUCGGGACAGUUUCGGUAUGGGCCCGAAUGGAAAGGAGGAGGAGAAAAACAAGAAGCAGUCGAUACGGCUGAUAGCGUCGCUUGUAGCGAACAACAUCCAGCCACCGUUUUCUCUCUCCAUCCGGACCACGCGUACUCACGCUAUUGCGUCAGUCAGCUAUACCUUUCCGCGGAUAGGUUGUGGGUGGUCUGUCGGAAUACAGGAGCUCUACUGGAACAAGGAGGGCGGUGACCUGACAUCUCGACUGGCGACGACUGUGGAUUCCCAGUACAUAGGAAACGUCCUGACGGAACAGACCAGACAGCCGGCACUAGGCUCAUCUGGCCCAGUCUUCUCGACGGCUCCCUCGCUAUCUUACACCCAACCGCCCACUUCACUGUCCUACUCCCACCCAUAUCUUCUCGCAUCACAUGCAGACAACACCCUGACGAUGUACCUGGUUGUCUCGACGGUCGAUAACCUAUCUAUCAAAACCGGCCGUCGACUCUGGGGCCAUACAUCUGCCGUCUCUGGCGUACAGGUGAGCUCGCGGGGCAAGGCCGUGUCGGUGAGCACGAAGGGAGAUGAAAUUCGCAUCUGGGAGCUUGAAGAAAUGAUAUCCUCUCGUCCGGCAUCGAAGACGGCGCUUCUCGGGGACAGAAGCGUCCAGCUCAGUCCAGAGCCUCGAAGAUCAAGAACCAACCCGUUCAGCGUCCUAUCUCGAGCAGUGAAGAGACAGGUUGCCGCCAUGGAAGGUGUCAAAGGUAUCUCCUCGGAGAUAACUCUCUCCUGCAUCAAGGGGCCGGUCGAGUUCGACGACGAGCAGGUGGUGGUUCUUCGUGAGCAGAGCAUUGGCACACAAUUACUCGGCUGCUACGACUUUACAUAG